This is a messenger RNA of Trichomycterus rosablanca, 2353 nucleotides long. It is a transcript of the gene g6pd, whose product is annotated as glucose-6-phosphate dehydrogenase. The record is from RefSeq and is a predicted model, not a curated record. NCBI's taxonomy places the organism in Eukaryota, Metazoa, Chordata, Actinopteri, Siluriformes, Trichomycteridae. The transcript is spliced from 13 exons. Gene Ontology annotation, molecular function: glucose-6-phosphate dehydrogenase activity; NADP binding. Bases 201 to 1745 code for a protein of 514 amino acids. Gene Ontology annotation, biological process: glucose metabolic process; pentose-phosphate shunt, oxidative branch. Gene Ontology annotation, cellular component: cytosol.
UUUACAUGACUCCGCCCCAAAAUCAUUUCAUUGGCUACGAGUGUAUGGUCCUUUUGAGUUAAUUUCCGGGUUUGGAUGAGUGUAUAUAAUCCCGAUUCUUGUGGGAUUAACUGUCUGCUUUGUGAAUAGUUUGAAUAGUUGAAAAAUACUUUUUGCUUGCUGCUUUUUUACAGAUUUAUCUGUACAUAUAUAAAUAGAAGAUGACUACUCUACCCCUCUCUCGUUCUGAGGUGUUUGGGGAGCUGAGGAAGGAGCUGUAUGAUGAUAAAGAAUUUCACCAAACUGAUGUCCAUAUCUUCAUUAUUAUGGGUGCCUCAGGCGAUCUGGCAAAAAAGAAGAUUUACCCUACUCUCUGGUGGUUAUUUAGAGAUGGUCUUCUCCCUGAACAGACUUACUUUGUUGGCUUUGCCCGCUCUAAUCUGACUGUAGAUGCAAUUCGCACAGCCUGCUUGCCCUUCAUGAAGGUGGUUGAUACUGAGGCAGAUCGUCUCUCUGCUUUCUUCAAGCGGAACUCCUAUCAAAGUGGGAAUUAUGAUGAUGAGGCGGCUUUCCUCAAACUGAAUUCCCACCUCUUAUCACUGCCUGGUGGAGCUAAUGCCAACCGCCUCUUCUACUUGGCACUGCCACCCAGCGUUUACCACAGUGUCACCAAGAACAUUAGCCACCACUGUAUGAGCACAAAGGGGUGGAACCGAGUUAUUGUUGAAAAGCCAUUUGGCCGGGACUUGCAGAGCUCAGAGGAGCUCUCCAAUCAUCUUUCAUCUCUGUUUACUGAAGAGCAGAUCUACCGCAUAGAUCAUUAUCUUGGCAAGGAAAUGGUGCAGAACCUUAUGGUCCUCAGAUUUGGAAACAGAAUAUUUGGGCCCAUAUGGAACCGGGACAGUGUGGCCUGUGUUACUUUAACCUUCAAGGAGCCCUUUGGAACACAGGGCAGGGGUGGAUACUUCGAUGAUUUUGGCAUUAUCCGCGAUGUCAUGCAGAAUCACCUUCUGCAGAUGCUAUGCCUUGUUGCCAUGGAGAAACCCGCCUCCACCAGUUCAGAUGAUGUGAGAGACGAGAAGGUAAAGGUGUUGAAGUGUAUUGCUCCCGUCACCCUCUCUGAUGUUGUUUUGGGCCAGUAUGUGGGUGACCCAGAGGCAGAAGGGGAUGCUAGACUGGGCUACCUUGAUGAUCCUACUGUCCCUAAGGGCUCAACACAGGCUACGUUUGCCACAGCUGUUCUCUAUGUAAAAAAUGAACGAUGGGAUGGUGUUCCCUUUAUCCUGAGGUGUGGAAAGGCCCUAAAUGAGCGUAAAGCUGAAGUAAGGCUGCAGUUUACAGAUGUUCCAGGUGACAUUUUCAGCUCUCAGUGCAGCAGAAAUGAAUUGGUUGUACGUGUCCAGCCCAAUGAGGCCAUUUAUGCCAAGAUGAUGAGCAAGAAACCUGGAGUCUACUUUAGCCCUGAGGAGACCGAGCUCGAUCUGACAUAUAACAGCAGAUACAAGGAUGUUAAGCUUCCUGAUGCAUAUGAGCGCCUGAUUCUGGAUGUGUUCUGUGGCAGUCAAAUGCACUUUGUGCGCAGUGAUGAAUUGAGGGAGGCAUGGAGGAUCUUUACUCCACUUCUUCAUCAGAUAGAAAAGGAGAAGACUGUUCCUUUAAAAUAUAAAUAUGGAAGCCGAGGUCCUCAAGAGGCAGAUGUACUGACACAGCGGGUGGGCUUUCGCUAUGAAGGAACAUACAAAUGGGUGAAUCCCCACAAACUUUAAAAAAGUGUUGAUUAAUGAUGUAUAGUCUAGUGUACAACUGACCAACACAAUUUAUGGGUAUAAACUAUACUUACAGUGUAGUUAUUUUAAAAAUGGUGUGGACAAGGAAAGAAGGCUUUAAAUUUACAUUACAUACCAUAAAUUUACAGGUCUUAAACUUAAAGAUUUUUGUUUAUUAAGCACUUAAAUCUAGAAAUAAUAUUUUUCCAAUCAUUUAACAAAUUACUUGAACAAAGUCAGCUGUAAGCAGUCAUUCCUUCAUGUUUCAUUCCAAUAACCACACCUGUGCUUCUUAAUACUGAAUCUUUCUUUAAAUAAGAAAUGUAUUUUUGCACUCUUAGAUGACCAGAGUUUGUAUAUGUGAGUUGUAAUAUUUCAUUAUAGCUUUUUAACAGAAAUUGGUAAUUAGUAUAGGGUAAUGCAUGCAAAGUUUUCAUUAGAAAUAGUGGAUCAUGUGUUUAAACUUCUUGUUAGAUUACAUUUACAGUAUUCCAAUGUCUUUCUGUUUAUUUCCAUAGUAGAACCAUAACAAUUUAUUGACUCACAAAAGUUUUCCCUUCUUUGGAAAGAUUCUUAUCACACUGGCAUUACUAAAUUACUAAAUAAAC